CAGCGCGCGCGCACCGCAUACCCGAGCUACUCACCCGAGAGGCUGGACCGCAGUACAAGCUCUCUUUACUGUUCUAGUCUCCACCAAUAUGUUCAUUGGCGUCACCUCAAGUGGAGACAACGUGAAUUCACAUUACGAUUACCUGAUUUGAACGCCGGAGGCACAUCUAGUGAGAGAAAUUUUGUACGCUUGCAAAUAUGGCGCUAGAUUUCGUAGCUGGAUGUAUUGGGGGUUGUGCAGGAAUUAUUGCUGGUCAUCCUUUGGAUACAUUGAAAGUGCACAUACAGUCAGGCAGAGGUAGUGCGCUUCAAUGCACGAAGGCUCUUUUGAAAGGAGGAACGUUGUCUACCGCGUACCGUGGAGUUGGAGCUCCACUGGGCGGCAUAGCGGCUGUUAAUGCUAUAGUUUUUGGUGCAUAUGGAAACACGAGAAGGGCCUUGCCCAAUCCGCAAGCUCUGAGCACGCAUGCGACUGCCGGAGCCGCUGCAGGAUUAAUGCAAAGCUUCGCGUGCGCUCCCGUGGAGUUAGUCAAAACACGUCAGCAACUCUCGAAACCUGGAGAUGGCAUGCCUUCAGGAGCUUGGGCCGGAGCCCGCCACAUCAUUCGAACUGGAGGUUUCAAGGCACUAUUCCGAGGACUUUGUGUGACGAUGGCUCGCGACUGCCCUGCGUUCGCGAUAUACUUUACCUCUUACGAGGCGAUGACUCGAGGAGAUCAAUCUGUGAUGAAAGUGUUUAUGGCGGGAGGUGCGGCAGGAGCUUUAUCGUGGGUGGUAUUAUAUCCUAUUGACGUGGUGAAAUCGAGGAUACAAGGUGACGUUGUGGGGAGGUACGCGGGUGCAUGGGACUGCUUCGUGCAGUCUGUGAGGACUGACGGCUGGAGGAGUAUGGGGCGAGGCGUAGGCGCGGUUACCCUGCGGGCCUUCAUCAGCAACGGCGCGUGCUUCACAGCCGUGGCGUGGACGGAGCGCGUGUGGCAACGCAUGGCUGAUGACUCCGGAGUCACCAACGUCCACUACGCGCAGACCAACACCAUCAGUGAAGCGGUGUGUGAGAACAACGACCGACAAUACGAUGUUUGAACAAGGUCCAAAUUGAUAAACUGUGGACUUUUUAAUGAUAAUAAGAAAGAUUUUGUUUAUGACCCGUGGAAGACGGAGAUAAAAAGUUGAUUAUUUUGUA
This is a messenger RNA of Helicoverpa zea (corn earworm), 1182 nucleotides long. Its product is annotated as mitochondrial basic amino acids transporter-like. The transcript is spliced from 3 exons. The record is from RefSeq and is a predicted model, not a curated record. The coding region runs from base 198 to 1082 and encodes 294 amino acids. Gene Ontology annotation, biological process: mitochondrial L-ornithine transmembrane transport. Gene Ontology annotation, molecular function: high-affinity L-arginine transmembrane transporter activity. Lineage: Eukaryota; Metazoa; Arthropoda; Insecta; Lepidoptera; Noctuidae. Gene Ontology annotation, cellular component: mitochondrion.